Messenger RNA from Nelumbo nucifera (sacred lotus), 2618 nucleotides. RefSeq lists its product as uncharacterized. The record is from RefSeq and is a predicted model, not a curated record. NCBI's taxonomy places the organism in Eukaryota, Viridiplantae, Streptophyta, Magnoliopsida, Proteales, Nelumbonaceae.
CUUAUGCCUUUUUAUGCUUAAAGCUAUGCUUCACACCUUGAGAUUUGAGGCUUAGGCCUCAUUUUGGGAAAGGCUUAAGCCUUGAGAAAAAUGUAUGGACCUCACCUCAAGUUGUAUUUAUCACACCUCAAGGCUUAAGCCUAUUAAACAAUGUUACAAAUUAGAUAAAGUGGUAUAGGCGUAUGGCACUUAACCUAAACUAGACUAUUCCUCUGCUCCUCGUGAGUUUCCCAUGCUCUCUGUGAGUUUCAACAUUCUGUGUCUAUCUCUACUGCUCCCUAUGAGUUUCGCACCUCUCCCCACCACGGUUUUCGUUGAUCCCUUUCCCUUUGAAUGGAACAAGAGGAACCUCUUCCGACUUCGAACGAGGGAAACGGAAGCUUUGAGAAUCUUGAAUGCCUAGAAGAGUUGUUUGCAAAAACACUAUCCAUCCAAACUCCUGAGGUGCCUUUCAAUGAAGGUAUUUUAGCGUUCAAGAAAGUAAUUUCUGCCUAUUAGGCAAACUGAUUUGUGAUAAGCCCCUAAACCUUGAUGGUGUUAAGGAAGCAAUCACAAACUCCUGGAAUAUGGUUAGAAGUGGAUUCAAAAUCCUGGAGAUGCACAACGACAUCCUGCUAUUCAGAUUCAACCACGAGAUGGAUAGAAACAUUGUGUAGGACGAAAAACCUUGGUCCAUUAAAAGCUAACCGUUAAUUCUCAAAUAACGGAUGCCAGGUAUUCCAGUCAGUAUGAUUGAUUCCUCAGUCGAUACCUUUUGGAUUUGAAUAGUGGAUCUUCCAGUUGAUUGUAUGACGAUUGCAAAGGGCAUGCAGUUAAUGAGCAAAGUUGGAAAUCCAGUUAGGGUAGAUACUAAAAAUAUCAAUGAAAUGGGUCUUUGGGAGAGAUUCCUACGUGUUCAGGUUGAGAUUGACAUCACCAAGUCAUUGCCUACUGGUGUGGUGGGAGUGAAUGCAAAUGGUGAGAAAGCUUGGUUUAAUUUCCAAUAUGAGAGAUUGGCUACCUUCUGCUAUUUUUGUGGAGUUCUAGGUCAUGAAGAAACCAGAAGCUAUACUAAGUUUGACCUUCAGAAGAAAUUACAAGCUAAAGGGAGAGAGUUGCUGGCGAAACAAACCAUGGGUCCGGGUCCAUGCUCAUACGGUCCUUGGCUAUUGGCGUCCCAGAGUCCCUCGCUGAACCAAAUACUCCCAUCUAGUAUUGUUGUGAUGACCUCAAUUCGAGAUGGACGUGAUUGGAGUGGAUCGAGCAACAGUGAAGCUCUUGGAUCAAAAGGGAUAGAAGCCAAAUCAUGGAAUGGAUAAUCUCCUCACAGAUUCAAUGCCCAAAUCCUUCCAACGCCAAUGGACAUUAGCCCUUACAAGUCGAGCAAAAAAAGGGCAGAAAUUGAGAUGAUCACUAAGAAGGGGUCUUCAUCGGCGAUGAACGGAACUGGAGACGAUGCAGGCACGGUUACACAGAGCCCAAUGCAAAUGCAUUACAACUACCGAAAUGAUGUAGCUAACUCUACAACUAAGAGGGUAGGGGAAGUGCAGGACCCCCUUUUCUCAAUUGACUCAGCCGUAAGAGGAUGGAUUAAUGAAAACCCUCAAGACUUCCCCUUUUUAGGUAAAGACUUUUCCCCCAAGGAACCUCGUACAGUGGGAGGUCACCAGAAAGCAGAAACUUCUCGACUCUCAAAAGAUGGAACUACGGAGGCUAGAGUUUCGAACGGAGAGAGAAAAGAUCUUGACAAUAUAGUCUUUACCGAAAUGGGGUCAGUGAAUAAAGUUGAGAUCUCUUCACCGUUGAAGUUGAAUGACAACAUCGAGAGGGUUGACAUGUUCGCUAAGACAUGUAAGGAAGGAAACAUACAGAAGGGAAGCAUUAGCAACACAAAGUUACUUGUUAAAAGAGUUUUAUUUGUGGUUUCCGAUAUGGAAGAGGAUCCGGAAGGUGCCAACAAAAGAAGCAAAAGACAGAUCGAUUUCUCGGAUUCCAACUCUUCGGACCUUGCCAACCCGACUACUAAUGUGAAAAGCCCGAGACAGGGACCUCAUGCCCCAACUCCCAGUCCAACGAGAGGAAACUCCUUACAGUAAGCAAAGACAGGUGGCUGGCCCUGCUCAAGAGAACCUCAACUGUUUUGCAAAGAUCUUUGUGGAUAGGGCGUUUUUUUAAGGUUUUUUUGCUGGUAUUGGUUCUCUGAUUCUAGGUACUGAUAAUAGUUUCAUAGCUGUUGCGACUGUGACUUGCCUGCCUUGCUCUGCUAUAUUCUCUGAAGCUCUAGCUGUUCCUGAAGGUUUCCGUCUUGCAAAAUCAUUGGAUUGUACCAGAGUGUGUCUCUUCUCGGAUUGUAAGCUUUUAAUUGACGGACUUACAGGGUCUACUACUGGACUCCCUUUCUAUCUGAAACCUGUCUUGCAUGAUAUUACUAUGAAUUCUAGGAGUUUUGAACGUUGUGUUUACGUAUAUUCAUAGGUCUUGUAAUGUUCUAGCCCAUAAACUGGCUAGUCUAUUGUGCCCAGCUAGAGGUGUAUGGAGAGGUCUCCUUCCUCCCUUUUUGUCCCUCUGGUGGAAUGGUGAUAUCUCUUUUGUAAACUCUUUCUUAUUUGACCAGCAUCAAUGAAGCUUAAUUCAUUUAG